AAAGUAUGGCAUCAUGGCAAACUGGUUUCAGUUGCUGACAGACCUUGUUCGAAAACGGAGCACCUUUAUAUUGGCUUGCCCGAGUUCUUAUCAUCCACCGUAUACAUUUUCUACAAAGAUGCUGAUAGUUCUAUUGCCAUUGGUGGGCUGCCUACUGGCCGUUCAAGCUGACUCCGUGGAGGAAGUUUUCAGAUCCCAUCAGGUGGUUCCCGACGUUAUUCCCGAGCCGCCAAACCAGUUAUUAAAGGUCACGUACAGCAACAACCUGGUGGCCAAGGAUGGAGUGGAGCUAACGCCCACGCAGGUUAAAGAUCAGCCGGUCGUGGAGUGGGACGCGCAGCCCGGGGCGUUUUACACGCUCAUCAUGACCGAUCCCGAUGCCCCCAGCCGAGCGGAGCCCAAGUUCCGCGAAUUCAAGCACUGGAUCCUGGCCAACAUUGCCGGCAACGACUUGGCAAGUGGUGAGCCAAUCGCCGAGUACAUUGGCUCCGGGCCACCCCAGGGAACGGGUCUGCAUCGCUACGUCUUCCUGCUGUACAAGCAGUCCGGCAAACUUGAGUUCGAUGAGGAGCGCGUGAGCAACAAAUCCCGCAAGGAUCGCCCCAAAUUCAGCGCCGCCAAGUUCGCCAAGAAGCACGAGCUGGGCAGUCCCAUUGCUGGAACAUUCUACCAAGCCCAAUAUGACGACUAUGUUCCAAAACUUCACAAGCAACUUUCGGAAAAUUAAUUCGGGUUUUAUCGCCCUCUUAAGCAGAUUCUCAAGAAAUUGAACACUAUAUGCAAACCCGAUUUUAAACAAUUGAUACAAAGUCGAGACUACUUUACGGAUCGUACUUUUCUUAUACAAUUUUAUAAUUGGAAUAUGAAA
This is a messenger RNA of Drosophila erecta, 868 nucleotides long. RefSeq names its product protein D3. Lineage: Eukaryota; Metazoa; Arthropoda; Insecta; Diptera; Drosophilidae. The record is from RefSeq and is a predicted model, not a curated record. Bases 14 to 727 code for a protein of 237 amino acids. The transcript has 2 exons.